Molecule: messenger RNA, 1095 nt
Organism: Arctia plantaginis
Lineage: Eukaryota; Metazoa; Arthropoda; Insecta; Lepidoptera; Erebidae
Source: the annotation of a GenBank genome assembly
AUGGUACAGUGCAAGAAGUGUAAAUUGUUCUUGUCGAUCAAUAAAGACGAUGUGAUAAGGUGCAAAGGUGAAUGCAAUUCAGUUUUCCAUAGAAAGUGUGUAAAAAAUAUGAAGCAGUUUUUACAAAAAGAAUGCUGCGAAGAAUGUUCAAAGAGUGCUUUAGCUGUUUUGUCACCGAAAAUAACGGAACAAGAGGAAGCCUACCGUGAGCACACCGCUAGACCCCUUGAAUGUCCGACCGCUAUGGAAGAUCUGUUGAGAGAAGUUAACAAAAAGUUGGAAAUAGUGCAUAAGAUGGAUAAAGAUUUAGAAGAUAUAAAGAAUUCAGUGAGCUUUUAUGCUGAGAAGUAUCAGGAAAUGGUUGAAUUUAAACAACAAGCAGAGAAAAAAAUGAAAAGCAUGGAGCAACAACAGGGUAUACCAAAACAAGAAGAGGUUAUCGUCAUUGGCGAUAUGAAUAUCGAUUUAAUGAAUGAGAAACAGAAUGUUAUAUCGAGCAAUUAUAAAACCACCUUGUGUGGUCACGGCCUGCAGAUGACCAUACCAACUACGACGAUAACGAGAGAAGCUAUAGUCGACGGGCAGAUACAGACGUCAUGCAUCGACCACGUUUUGACAUCAGGAGGAUGUAUGACGUUGGGAGAUUUAGUGGAGCAGGAGUUUGAGUUCCGUUCAAAUAAAAUACCAAAACGAUAUGACUGGACACGAGCAGGUCACAUGUUCAUUGUCGGGAUACUACUGGGCUCUUUUUAUCAUUUUUACUAUACGACCUUAGAAAGAUGCAUACCAAAAGUGACUAUGAAAACAACAGCAAUCAAAAUAUUACUUGAUCAGGCACUUGUUUCACCAAUUGCCUUAUUUGGUUUCUACUGUGGCGUGGAUUAUUUGGAUGGUAAACCCUUUGAAGCAUGUAAAGCAGAACUGAACAAAAAAUUUUUGAAGACCUUUACAAUAGACUGCAUGUACUGGCCACCAAUACAAUUUAUUAACUUUUAUUUCCUACCAAUAUCUUACAGAGUGUUGUACAUAAACGUAACAACAAUGAUAUAUUAUAUAUUUUUAUCAUAUAUGAAGCAUUAUGACGCAAAGAAAUAA